Messenger RNA from Tuber aestivum (summer truffle), 1969 nucleotides. The record is from the annotation of a GenBank genome assembly. Lineage: Eukaryota; Fungi; Ascomycota; Pezizomycetes; Pezizales; Tuberaceae.
AUGUUUCUCACUCGUGCCCUCUGGACGGUCUCUUGGAUUUCUUCACUCGUGCUUGCGCAAACGAACGGGAGCAUUCGGAUAUUCGGCGCAAAGACAGCUGAACCCGACAUUGAAAAGCAAACGUGGAAUUGGGGACCAAAUUCCCGAUGCCGCCUGUUGGCGCAUGCAAGUUUGCCCCCCUUCUUCCCUUCACUGGGAGACUGGUUCUCAUUUCGAAAAUAAAGGUAUUGUUGUCAAGCAUGAGGGAAAAGACCUGCUCAUCUUUGAUGGAGGCAUGGCAAAAUUCAAGCACAAUUUGAACGGCGAAAAGAUUGAGGUUCUGGAAUUGAGUGAGUUUCAUUUUUCCCCGGCCGUGAUUUUCCAAAAGCUCACAUGGAGAAAGAUCCUCGAACGGUUAUCAUUGAUCUUAGUGAACCCUUCACCUCCCGUGAUUUCAUUCCAAGAUCCGAAUUUAAGAAGCCAUUGGGAGUUCCAGUGGUAAACUGUUUUAGUCUCUGGAAAGGUUCAAAUCAGGAUUGGAUUUUUAUGCAGGGUGGACACUUCUAUGAUGCUGAAGAUUGGCGAAAUUCAUCUUACUGGCUCGAAAAGAAGGAUAUCCCCCUGUAUACCAUCUGGAAGUAUGACCUCAAAACUUUCACAUGGACAGAAAAUCGCCUCCCGACCAAUGAUAGCGAAAGCAGGUUCAAACGCGCAUUUGGUGGUGCGGCCGUUUCCGUUCCAUGGACGGACAAGAGUUACUAUAUUGGGUUUGUCACUUGCCUGCUUCUCAGAAAGUCAACUGAUUUGAGGUGAAGAGGAAUCUGGACUCCACGUGCAUCAAGGGACUCCAUGAAUGCAUCAGCAAUUCCACAGUCUGGGAUGCUUGUCUUCGACCAUAAAACGAACACACUGACAAAUGAGUCAUUUGGUGAGCCAGGAAUGGCCUACUGGCAUGGAUCAGUAAACCAUCUUAAAAUUGGGAAACCUGAGUCGGCUGGAUUUUUGAUCGCCCUCAUGGCUGAGACAGCCCCCGGUGGAGUUCCAAUCGAGGACAAGCCCGGUGUCAAUGAUGAACAUGGCUCCAGUGUAGGUUCUCUGUUCUCCUGAAAUUGGCUGAUUCCUUUUCUGAAAAAAAAAAAAAAAUCCUCCCAGCUUUCGUUCGAAUAUAUCAUGCUCUAUGAUCUUGAUCAUAAAAAGUGGAUAAAUCAAUCCACCACCUUUUACAAUGGGGAAGUUCCUGUUGCCAGAACAAGAUUCUGUGGGCAAACGGUCUACAGCGAUGAGACCAAAACCUGGGAGUAUGCCCCCCGUCCCUAAUCCUCAGGGCUAUCACCUAAUCUAACCUUUGAAAAUCAUCCAGACUUUGGGUCCAUGGUGGGAUGUUAAUGAACCCGCUUGGAGAAGCUGCUCCGGACGCCUGGGUUUUGACUAUGCCAAGUUUUAUGUUCGCUUCCUUUCCCCGAUUGAGCGUUGUUUCAAAGCUAAUUUCUGACGACACUGCAGAUGGGCCCGGGUUGAGAUUCCUGACAGUUUGGUCAGAAUGCGCUCUCACAGUUGCAAUGCGGUUGGCAGCCAGUUAUUGAUAAUUGGUGGUUAUCCAUCAUCUGCGAAAGUGGAGAAAGACGCACCCUGCGAUUCCGAAAUCAUUAAAGUGCUUGAUAUGAACCAAAUGACUGUCAGUAGAUUCCACCAUGAAUUCAAUUGGAAACAAUCAUAAUAACAUCAUGGUCAGUGGAGUUCACACUACACCCCUGGAACAGUUUACAGAACGCCAGAGCUCGUGCGAAAGAAAGCAGAAUUCCAUCUUAAACGUGUGGAUCCACACAGCGGUUGGGCGGACGAUAGGCUUCGUGAUGCAUUUCAUAUCAGUAUUGGGGGCUCGACCCCACCAAUAUUGUCAAGGGGAGAAAUAGCUGGAAUAGUGGUCUCUGGUGUCAUUGUCUUGAUACUUCUGGCACUCUGCAUAUGUUCCUUCAUCGGCAAGCCACUU